AUGGAACCAAGUGGAAGUAGCUCACAGCUAAGCAGGAUCUCUUCAGCAUCAUCCGUAACAAGCCAUGAUGAUAUCGUAGAAAAGUGGUUUGAAAUUGAUGAUUCCAUCCCAUUUGACGUUCCCAAACAGUCACUUGAAGAAAUUCUUUGUGAUACGCUAGUAGAUUUUGACGAUGAUGUAGAUCUACCUUUUAAAGAUGAGGAUACUUUUUCCGCUACAGACCUUCGAAGCCCCUCGGUUUCUUAUAAACUGGAUUCUCCACUUCAUGUCAAGCGGCUUGAGUCAGUAUCUUAUCAGCUGGAAUCUCUUCUAGAUAGAGAGGGAGGAAUAGCGAACUGCGUCGCUGUGUCAAGCUCAGCUGUUGCUGUUGGCACCACUCGUGGACGUAUUCUGGUUUUCAAUAGGAAUAACCAGAGGCUUGAAAGUUCUUUCUUCAAUGAGAUCUGUCCUGUUUCCAGUAUGGAUUUUAACAGAGAUGGAUCUAAACUUGCUGUUGCUUUCGCCGUCGGGAAGAUAAUUGUGUUGAGUGUUACUUCAGGGAAAAUUUUAAAUGAGAAUUCUGAAGUUGUUCAGCUUGGGCGAGGGAUCCUUCAGAUAACAAUGAUUGGAAGAGGUCAUCGCAUGAUCGUAGUUGAUAGUGGAGGAUCUGUUUAUAUUUAUGAAUCACCGUACCGUUUUCGCAGUUCGAGGGUGAAAUGUAUUUUUUCUGGUGCUCGUGGAGAGGUAGUUUUCGUUAAAAUGAUCGCUGAUGAACAUGUACUUGCUCUAGUUUCUUUAACGAAGUUUUACUUAAUAACUUUUCCUGAAAGUCGAUUGAUUCACGUAUCGCCUUGUGUUGGUUCUGCCAGUAAACCUCCCGUCUUAGAUUGGCAGUACUUAGAUUUUAAGUCGCUUAAAGGGAAUUCUUUGAGUCCUGUAGUGUGUGUUGCAAGAGGUGGCCAUAUAACUUUUUAUCGUCUGGCGCCGAACAAUGUUACCUUGGAGAAGGUUACUUUUUUAAGGAAUUUGGUUUUAAAUUUUGAUGUAAUCAAUUUAAAGUGGGUUGACCCUUUUCACAUUGUGGCUAUUUCAUCUGAUGAAAGGUUGCAUGUGGUCGAUAUUGCUCUUGGGGAAACAGCAGAAGAAGACAUAAGUUUUUUGGAGCUUGUUUACGGUACAGCUGAAUUUAAGGGUUUAUCAGUUGGGGGAAAUGUUAGUGCAGCACUCCAGUAUAUAGCAGACUCUGUUUGUUACCAAUCAGUGCGCAGAUAUUGUGCGUAUACAGCUCUUCUGGGUCAGUGUGCCGUUUUUACUUUGGAAAUAUCCGAUCAGUUAAGUCAAUUGGAUGCCUUUGUAGAACGUGACGAUAUCACUGCAGCCGUUUCAUACGCAGUCGAUCUGUACACUGAAAAAGUUCAAAACAAACGGCCUGGUCUUAAACAUCACAUAUCCUCGCGUUUCCCGCUUUUAAUUCAGAAACUCUUGACUAAAACUACUAGUUUGGAAGGCGGCAAUAUUCGAAAGUUAAUUGAACAUUACAAGGUUCAUAUACCACUAAUAAUUUGGAGCUGUGUUAAAACUAGCCAUUUUGACCUUCUUUAUAAUACUGUUUAUCCUCUCCUGGAAAAGGACGCUCUCUCAAAAGCACAGUUUAUGGAAGUACUUGAUGAAGUUAUAAAUGAAGGACUUUUGAAUGACCCUUCACCCACACUGGUCAAAGACUAUUUUGAAUAUCUUAUAUCUGAAGGACAUUUAAGCCAGUUUGAGACAGCUAUUAUUCAUAUUCCUUUGGAAAAACAGGACCUUGAUUUCGCCAUAAAAGAAUGCACAAAACAUAAACUUUUUGAUGCUCUUAUACACAUAAGCUAUGUUGCACUAAACGAAUACACUGGUCAAGCUUAUCCGACAGGAUCUCUACCGGAAAAUGUUGCCGAAAACUUAUCUGUAAAUGUAUAUCGGUGUCUAGUUUCUAGAUUUGGAAAAGACUCUAGCUCGGAAACUUACCCGUAUAUUCGAUUGUUAUUAAACCUUGACGGAAAACAGUUUUUAGAUGUCCUGUUUACUUCUUCGGAUUCACGUGUUUUUACUUCUGACCUAAACAGAAUGCAUAAAUUGCUGGACAUCAUUUAUGAGGUUUUACUUCCUUGCGGUGAUCAUCAGUUACUGGCACAUUUUCUUGUAUUCAUAACACACUUGAUCCAGAGCAAUGCGGUAUCAGUACCGCUGCACAUGAUUAAGUCGUUAAUACAUUCUGUACUGUCGGUAGAAGCCAGAACGGAGCGACAUCCGGAAGUGGAAAGUUCUAUUAUAGAACUUAUGGCAAACAUUUUUGGUUUGGACGAAAAUUAUAUACUAACUCUAGCAAAGAGAAGUUCUCAUUUACAAGUUUGUGCGUACAUCUAUUCCUCGAAACGGCAGUUUAAAGAGUUGGUUGAAUGUUACUUGGAUGAUAAAUUCUUUGCGAGACUGAGUGCUGUGAAUUCGUUCAUGACUGCAGAGCUUGUAGUCGAUUAUUUUACUGAUUGCUUACUUGAUCCAGAGGACGAAAGCGAUGGUUUCCCUCAACUUGUUUAUAAUUGUUUCUUAAUAAGGCGGUCGAGGGGGUGGCGUGACCUGACCGGUAAAGAAAAAGUUGAUGAUGCCUUGUUAUCGCAUGCUGUAGAAUAUGUUUUACGUGGAAAAACGACUUUGGAAGAAGAUAAGGAGCUCUCUGAAUUUUUACGUUACUGGUUACCUAUUGGUUCCUUAAGCGACCGAACCUUGAACCAAGUUGUGAAAGCAAAGUUUCCUUUUUCUAGCGCUGUUCUCUUUGAGGCACGGAAGUUAUACGACGACGCAUUUCAAACAUUGUAUAAUGAACUGGAGAAGUUUUCUCCUUUUGCUGAAGACUUGGUUAAAGAGGUCUUGCGGCUCUCUAGUUCGCACCGUACUGAGGCUUCAAAAGGAGAGUGGCUUCUGAAACUUCUUCUUUUGCUCCUCUCGCUAACGCAGUCGCAGCUUCGCAAAGAUUUAGGUGAUGAGAGGUAUCACCUGAACAUGGUCAUUUCGGGUAUUAUAGAAAGUGGCAGUAGCAGUAUUGAGAAUCUCGUCAACUCUUUGUUUGCCCAUCCUAUAUUCAGCAACGCUCUUUAUGAGGAAUUUCGGCCUUUCAUUAAUGCGAUUCUUGAUUCUUGCCGGUACGAGUCAAAUGCUUUAGAAAUUACAGUAAAGUGCAUUGAUGAAGAAACUCUUGACAAUUGUGGUCAUUUAAUGCAUUUGCAAUGCGAACCAGAAAACCAAACAGAGAGAGUAUGUCCUUGCAAUACUGCUUUGUUUGGAACGGAGCAUGAUGUUGAUACUCUUCGUGAGUUCAGCGCUGUAGUGCCUUCUAAAAGCCGGUUACCUUUGUUUAGUAAAGAAAAUUUGAAGUUACAUUUGGGUCCAGGACUUAAUUCUUAG
Enterobius vermicularis (human pinworm) is the source of this 3417-nucleotide messenger RNA. Lineage: Eukaryota; Metazoa; Nematoda; Chromadorea; Rhabditida; Oxyuridae. The record is from the annotation of a GenBank genome assembly.